Messenger RNA from Nymphaea colorata (pocket water lily), 2596 nucleotides. Its product is annotated as MACPF domain-containing protein At4g24290-like. The record is from RefSeq and is a predicted model, not a curated record. The transcript is spliced from 8 exons. Gene Ontology annotation, cellular component: plasma membrane. Gene Ontology annotation, biological process: regulation of salicylic acid mediated signaling pathway; plant-type hypersensitive response. Lineage: Eukaryota; Viridiplantae; Streptophyta; Magnoliopsida; Nymphaeales; Nymphaeaceae. The coding region runs from base 1 to 2235 and encodes 744 amino acids.
AUGCAAGCUGCUUCCUAUGAUAUGAAGUCGAGGGCAGUCAAGUGCUCUGCUUUUGAACCUCUGACCAGAGGAGAGGAGAGAAGGAAUGGAGGAGGAAGAGAGGGCCACCAUGACCCAUCACCCUUUCCUAACUCUCUCUCAAUAGCAAAUGCUUCUACGUCUCUGUUUCUCUCUCAACCUCCCCGUUUCCAGCAGCCCCCAAGCAUUCUCUCUCUCUCUCUAGAAAAUUUACUCUUCCCAGAAGAAGCCAAACUCACCCAGCAGUCCCUGCAACGACGCGUCCAUAUCACCUUAUAUAAUAGCCCUCUCCCCCUCUCUCUCCCUUUGCUACCCCUCUGCUUCUCCUCUCUCCCUCUCCCUCUUUCUCUCUUUCUCUAUCUUUUGAGCCUCUCUGGGCUGGACGGAAUGGGUUCGGUCGGCGAGGGGGUCGCCGUCCGGGCGGUGAAGACGCUGGGGCGGGGAUUCGACCUGACGUGCGAUUUCCGGCUGAAUUUCUGCAAGGGAACCGGAUCCAGCGGCGGCAGGCUCGUGGAGUUGGACGAGAGCAACGUGCGCGACGUCCACAUCGCCGGGGUCGGAAGCAUCCCGGCCGUUCCCAGGGACAUCGGCUGCGACAAGGGCGACCGGCUACGGUUCAGGUCGGACGUCCUGGAGUUCAAUCAGAUGUCGGAGUUGCUCAAUCAGAAGUCGUCCAUACAAGGGAAGAUCCCGUCUGGAUAUUUCAACGCAAUUUUUGACCUCAGUGGAGCUUGGUUGGAUGAUGCUACAGAAACUAAACAUCUCGCAUUUGAUGGUUACUUCAUCUCUCUCUACAAUCUACAUCUAACCGGCUCUCCUCUGGUUCUUCGAGAAGAGAUCAAAAAGGCUGUUCCAUCAACUUGGGACCCUGCUGCGCUUUCUAGGUUUAUUCGUUCAUAUGGUACGCACAUAAUUGUUGGUUUGUCUGUGGGAGGCCAAGAUUUGAUCUGUGUGAGACAGAGUCCUUCCUCACCCAUUCCGCCUUCUGAACUCAAGACACAUUUAGAAAAUUUAGGCGAUUUUUACUUCUCAGAUGGAAGGAACCUCUCUCCUCUGCACCAUAAAACGAGAGAAAGCACUCACAAAGUUCCUGAAGUGUUUAGCAACAUCCUGCGUUCAAACAACAUGCAGCUUGCCAGCUUUUCAGAAUCUUCAAGCAAGGACGGUGUUACCAUCAUCUGCUCAAAGAGAGGAGGAUGUUUCUCAAAUGGUCAUUAUACAUGGCUACACUCGGUAUCAAGUAACCCAGACGCGAUCCUCUUCAAGUUUGUCCCAAUUACAUCUCUUCUGAGCGGAAUACCAGGAAGUGGAUAUCUAAGCCACGCAAUCAACCUAUAUCUACGAUAUAAACCACCUCCCGAGGAGCUGCGGUAUUUCUUAGAGUUUCAAGUUCCCCUGCAAUGGGCCCCUGCAUACAAUGAGCUACCUCUUGGUCUCACGCCUCAAUUUAGGAAGGCUUCUACUCCAUUCGUGCGGUUCAGCUUCAUGGGUCCAAAGCUUCAUAUUAACACUACUGAGGUCGUUAGUGGCGGAAAGCCCGUGGUCGGCCUCCGGCUGUAUCUUGAAGGCAAGAAUUGCAACAGGCUAGCGAUCCAUGUGCAGCACCUUUCCAGCCUACCUAACAUUUUCAGUGCCACCACGUCCGAGACAUCGCGGUGGCAAGGCUCAGAGGACGUAGAUAGCCAGUAUUUUGAGCCAGUUAAGUGGAAGCACUACGGCCAUGUCUGUACUGCACCGAUCAAGCAUGAUUCUCAGUGGCUUCAUGGCACCUCUAGAACUAGACAAGGGGUGUACAUAGUCACAGGAGCCCAGCUCCAAACGCGGAGUAAGCGAUCGAAGAAGGUGAUCCAUCUGAGACUCCUUUUCACAUGGCUGCCCAACUGCACCAUCCAGAAGACGAUGUGGUGCCAGGCACCUGCAACACUCCGCAAGUCAAGUUUCCUGUCAACACUGAGCACCACUUUCACUGCUAGUGCAGCAAAGGAGCAACUACCUAAACCGCUGCCUAACGUGCUCAACUCCGGCGUCUAUGCCGACGGACCACCGGUGCCGGUUCAGUCCCGGAAACUGCUGAAGUUCGUAGACAUGGCAGAGGUGGUGAGAGGACCUCAUGACCCACCUGGACAUUGGCUUGUCACUGGCGCCAAGCUAGUUUUGAACGAUCUCGGCAAGAUCUCUUUGCACGUGAAGUUUGCGCUGCUUAAUUAUGCAAGUUGAGUUGAUGACUUGAUGUUCACAAUUUGGUUUUGUCCAUUAAAGGCCGGGUGGUGCGUUUGUGUAUCACGUAAAGUCCUGUGACCAGGAUCGUGAUCCCCAUGCUCCGCAUUGGAUGGAGAUCACGAAGUUGGUCGCGUUUUCACGUGACGCCCUAACCUGCCUGAACUGAUCAGGAUAUGUGUUGGGGAAAUUCGUGUCUAUAAUGUCCAUUAAAUUUGUACAUGGUUUCGUUUGAAAUUUUUUUCCUCAUCAAUGACAGGGAACCGUGCCGGCUCACUGUUACUGUUGGUUAACUUCUUGUAGUGAUUGAACAUGAAAACCCAAACUUGUCAACAGGAAUGGAAAAAAUAUUAUUUAUUUA